AUCAAGCCCUGCUUUAGGUUUGAGGUUGUCUGAGGGGCUGCAAAAACAUCCCAAGAGUGAAAAGUGAGUCAGCAAAAUUUUUUGCUGGCAUGAUGAUUACAGUGAGAGUCCAGAAAUGUGUCCGCCUCUGGUGGUUGCUCAGCGCUGCUCUACUUCAGUCUGUAUCAGCCGGAGGUGCAUAUUGUGCUAAAACAGCAAGAGCUCAUGCAGCUGCCUUGGGUUUGGAGUAUCCUGGAGUCCAUGGAGCCCCUGAUCUCUCUUCACCAGCUUCUGCUUCGCAGCAUCCCAAGAUUUUCAAGUAUGAUAACCUGGCUAAUGUUGAAUCUAAUGUGAACCCUUUCCAAGAGGAUCGGUUGGUGAAAGCCCACUUUGAUCACCCUCCGUAUAGACGAGCUUCCCCCAUAGACUCUGGUGGGUCCAUGUUGAACUCUGACCCAUACGCGCAAGCCUCAAGAGGACACACAGCCGACCAAAUGCGUCGGUUUCCUCAAGAUCCGUCAGUCAGCAGGUCGGAGUCAAUGUCAGAGGAGCUCAUGCAUGUUGCCCCACCAACACUCAACAAGGCCCCUAGCCAUCCUUAUUCAAGGAAUCAGCACGAGCAAGGUCACAGAAAACAACCUCUCUUCAUCCACAGGGAGCACGAACCUGCUGGAGAUGGGUCAGCCCCAAAUAGACGUGGCAAGCCUUAUACUGGAAGUGUCCCACUUCUGAGCAGGGGUCGCCCUUUUUACCAAAGUGUAAUUGGUCCCAAAAGGGAAGCCCCGAACCUGGGUUAUGUUCAGCUGUUGCGCAGAGGCCAUGGGAGGGCUCCGGUGCAAGGCCUUUGGAAGAUGGUCAGGCGUCCUCAGCGUCUCCCUCAGUAUCUGGACAGGAGAGUCGGUGGGAGGCCACUUGUUCAAGGUAACGCUAUCUUUCAAGGCUUGAGGAAAAACAAAGUGAGGCGCACUUGAAAUGAGUGUGAAGAAAAGGGCCUGACAUGUAGCACAGCUGUCUUGUCAGAUAGUGUCACCAUGACACGAGUUAACAGGCUAGCAUUUUGAGGGCUCUGUGUGGGAAGGGGGAUGUCGCGUAUCUUUUGCAAGUGUUUAGGCUCUGCUGCAAAUUUAUGUGCGCCCAUAUAUCUGUACAAGUUCCUGUGCUGUUGCUUUCUCAUCUGUAACUCCAAAACAAGUCAUAUCACACCUUCUCUCUUGAAUAUAAAAAUGCUUCCAAAUUGUCAAUGCUUUUUUUUUUUUUUU
Fundulus heteroclitus (mummichog) is the source of this 1238-nucleotide messenger RNA. RefSeq lists its product as uncharacterized. Lineage: Eukaryota; Metazoa; Chordata; Actinopteri; Cyprinodontiformes; Fundulidae. The coding region runs from base 90 to 950 and encodes 286 amino acids. The record is from RefSeq and is a predicted model, not a curated record. The transcript is spliced from 3 exons.